Coccomyxa subellipsoidea C-169 is the source of this 828-nucleotide messenger RNA. RefSeq lists its product as hypothetical. Gene Ontology annotation, cellular component: cyclin/CDK positive transcription elongation factor complex; nucleus. The coding region runs from base 1 to 828 and encodes 275 amino acids. Lineage: Eukaryota; Viridiplantae; Chlorophyta; Trebouxiophyceae; Coccomyxaceae. The record is from RefSeq and is a predicted model, not a curated record. Gene Ontology annotation, biological process: positive regulation of DNA-templated transcription, elongation; regulation of transcription by RNA polymerase II. Gene Ontology annotation, molecular function: cyclin-dependent protein serine/threonine kinase activator activity. The transcript has 5 exons.
AUGCGGCAGAAUGAUUGCUUCGUGAUAGCAUGUGCAUGCCUGUUCUUGGCCGGCAAGAUUGAGGAGACGCCCAAAGCCCUGACAGACAUCCUGAAGGUUGUGAGCGGCGUCCGCUUUGCUAAGCAGCCCCGGGAGCUGGAGCAUGUCAUGGCAAUGCAGGAUGAGCUGCGGGAGCGGGUGCUGCAAGCGGAGCGGGCGGUGAUGUAUGCGCUGGGGUUCAACAUGAGCAUCCUGCACCCCUACAGGAUCGCGCUCAACCUGGUCAACGAGCGCGGCUUCCGCCUCAAGAUGCACACCCCCCUGCGCAACAACCUCUACGACCUCCCCCAGAUCAUCUUCAACACGCAGCUGAGCCUGCAGUACAAGGCGGAGCAGAUAGCGGUGGCGGUGGUGCACCUGGCCAUGAAGAUGCUGCUGUCAGAGGCCCCCCUGUGGGACGGCAGGCACUGGUGGCAGCACUGCAACGUCACCGCAGCCCAGCUCCAAGACAUGUUAUCUCAGAUACUGGAGGUCCUGGAUCAGAGGUCGAGGCAGGUCGACUACAGCAAUUUUGGGCCGCAUUUCUUACCACAAUCGCAAAGCUACGAGGGGACACAGCAGAAUGAGAGCCCAGAUCCAGGCAGCAGCACACACGUCAUGGUGUCAGAGGAAAUGGCUGCACCAGGGGCAGCGUCACAGCCACUCACAGACUCGCAAAUCUCUGAAGCUGGCUUGAAGAUUGCGGAACCUCUGGUGGGCAGUGACAAUGGGAUUCGCAUGAGCCAACAAGCUGGUGUGGAUGGAAUAGCGGCAGAAAGGACACAGGAUGCACAUCCUCCAAGUGCUUAG